AUGAACAUGACUGGAACAUACGAGUGGAAUCCACACAAUUGUACUUUUAAUGAGGACUUUAAUUAUAUUCUGCUUCCAGUUUCUUACGGGAUAGUAUUUGUGGUGGGACUUAUUCUCAAUGUUCUUGCAAUAUGGGUUUUUGUGUUUCGAAUGAGACCUUGGAACAUUACAACCACCUACAUGUUCAACCUAGCUCUUUCAGACACUAUGUAUGCAAUAUCAUUGCCUCUGCUAAUCUACUAUUAUGCCAAACACAAUGACUGGCCUUUUGGGGCAGCUUUGUGUAAAAUUGUCCGAUUCCUCUUUUAUACAAACUUGUAUUGCAGUAUCCUUUUUCUGACUUGUAUGAGCAUCUAUAGAUUCCUGGGGAUCUGCUUUCCAAUGCAGUCACUGAGAUGGUCAAACCUGCGAUAUACGCGAAUAGUAUGCAUUGUUGUUUGGGGAAUCGUGAUAGUAUUCCAGACACCAAUAUUUGUAUUUGUCGACAUAGAGGGUAUUGGUAACACUACCAUUUGCUACGAUACUGCAAACCAAAUCCAUUUCAAUCAGUUUGUGAUUUACAGUGCUAUACAGUUGGUGUUACUGUUUUGUGGUCCUUUCAUUGUGGUCAUGAUCUGUUAUGGAAUUACAGCUAAGAAACUCCUUCAUCCUGAUGGCAUACGCCCUGAAUAUGCCAAAUCCAGGAAAAAAUCGAUCAAGAUGAUUAUUACCGUACUCACUGUUUUUGUCUUGUGUUUCUUACCUUUCCACAUCACACGUUCCAUUUACUACUCCUCAAGAAGUCUUCAUGUGAGCUGCAGCACACUAGAUGCGAUUAAUGUAGCCUACAAACUGACUAGGCCCCUUGCAAGUGCAAAUAGUUGCCUUGAUCCAAUUCUUUAUGUUCUAGGUGGACAGACAUAUCGCAGUAAGCUAGCGCGUAAAGGUAAUGGCUUUGAAAAUAAGAACAAUGUUCCUUUAGCCAAGAAGACAAUUAGUGGAACAGACAUUACGCACUCUGUCUAUACUACAGAAAUUGGACUGGAGGAACUAAAGCAGACUGCUGUUGGAAGUAGCGGUGGCAUCUAAAAUGAUUGUUAGGCUUGAAUUUUAGG
Molecule: messenger RNA, 1094 nt
Organism: Rhincodon typus (whale shark)
Lineage: Eukaryota; Metazoa; Chordata; Chondrichthyes; Orectolobiformes; Rhincodontidae
Gene: p2ry2.1
Product: purinergic receptor P2Y2, tandem duplicate 1
Exons: 1
Coding region: 1-1068 (355 amino acids)
Biological process (GO): transepithelial chloride transport; G protein-coupled receptor signaling pathway
Cellular component (GO): plasma membrane
Molecular function (GO): G protein-coupled purinergic nucleotide receptor activity; G protein-coupled UTP receptor activity; A1 adenosine receptor binding
Source: RefSeq, a predicted model, not a curated record